AUGCAGACUCUGCGUGAGAAGAAGACAGUCCUAACUGAAAUCCUGUCUGCUGAUAUCGGCUUUGUCCUCCAGCAUGUGCAGGAGAAACAACUCAUCACUGAUCGUGAAUACACAAACCUCAAAGUCCCUUCUCAUAGCAGUGAGCAGAUUUCUACUAACUUACUGGACAAAAUGAUGAACAAGGGUGGAGAAACAUAUAUGCUGGACUAUCAAAUAGUCAGUAGCAAACUAAAAUCCAAUUUGAGACAGAAGUAUGAGCGCAUUUUGGAUGGGACUCCAGGAAGAGGCCAUAGAAAGUACCUGAAUGAUAUCUACACUGAUCUCUACAUUGUGGAAGAUGAGACUGGAGGAGUCAUUCAUGAACAUGAGAUUAUGCAGGCUGAGACAUCAACUAGGAGAUUUACCUCAGAGGAAACUCCAAUCACAUGCAGUGACAUUUUCAAAGUCUCUUCUGAUCCAAGUCGAAGAAACCGAAAAGUGCUGACUAUGGGAAUCGCUGGAGUGGGCAAGACUGUAUCAGUGAAUAAAUUCAUACUGGACUGGGCAGAGGGAAAGACCAACCAGGACAUAGAUUUUAUUUUUCCACUCCCCUUUCGAGAGCUGAAUUUAAGGAAGAAGAAAAGAUACAGUCUGAUAGAGUUGCUUCAUAAAUGUCUUCAAGGUUCUGCUGAAUUGAAGUCUCUUCCAGAUGGCGAUGGCAAAGUCAUGUUCAUUUUUGAUGGACUUGAUGAAUGUCGCUUUCCUCUUGGAUUCAAUGACAUUAAUGAGGAAGUAGAAGAGGAAGAGAAAGAAGAAAAGAUUGAUCAGAAAACAACAGUUGGUGUACUAAUAACAAAUCUAAUCAAGGCAAAUCUGCUUCCCUCUGCUCUCAUCUGGAUAACCUCCAGACCAGCAGCAGCCCAUCAGAUCCCGCGAGACUACAUUGACCAGGUGACUGAAGUACGAGGAUUCAGUGAUGAACAAAAGGAAGAGUACUUUAGGAGGUACAAUGACAAGGACCAGGAUAUGGCCAAAAAUAUGAUCUCACACAUAAAGAAAUCAAGGAGCCUCCACAUCAUGUGUCACAUACCAGUCUUCUGUUGGAUAUCAGCCACUGUGCUUCAGCCAAUGCUAGGCAAAGACACCUGUGAAGAACUCCCUACAACUCUGACUGGGAUGUAUACACAGUUUCUAAUUUUUGAAACAAAUCAAAUGAAAAAGAAAUACAAGACUGAACACAUCAUUCUGAAACUUGGAAAGCUGGCCUUUCUCCAGUUGAAGAAGGGUAAUCUGAUAUUUGAUGAGGAAGACCUGAGAGAGUGUGGCAUUGAUGUCAGUGAGGGUUCAGUGUACUCAGGAGUUUGCACACAGAUAUUCAGUCAAGAGCAGGGAGCCUCUGAGAGGAUGGUGUUCAGCUUUGUACAUCUGAGUGUUCAAGAAUUCCUUGCUGCGGUUUAUGUGUUUCUCUCACAUCGUAACAAGAAGAAGAAUCCACUUUAUCCCAACACAGUUGUGAACAGAAUUAAAUGGCGGUUUAAGAGCACGGACGUUUUUUAUGAAUCUGCUGUAGGCAAGGCCUUAGAGAGUGAGAAUGGACACCUGGACCUUUUCCUCCGCUUCCUUCUUGGCCUCUCACUGGAGUCCAGUCAGAGACUCCUGAAAGAACUACUGCCACAAACAGUGAUAAGACCACAGAGUGUUGAGAAAAUAGUCAACUUCAUCAAGAAGACGCUCAACAAGAAUAUCUCAUCAGAGAGGAGCGUCAAUCUCCUCUACUGUCUGAAUGAACUGAAAGAUGACUCCCUUGUGGAUGAAAUUCAAAAGUAUUUGGGCUCAGGACAUCUCUCAACAGAGAACCUCUCAUCUGCACAGUGGUCAGCUCUGGUGUUUGUGCUGCUGAUGUCAGAGGAGACUCAAGAAAAGUUUGAGCUGAAGAAAUACAGAGGAUCAGACGAAGGACUGAGGAGACUUCUACCAGUACUGAAAAACACCAAACAGGCUAUACUUGCUCUCUGCAAUCUCACCGAACAGUCCUGUGAAGCUGUAGCCUCAGUUCUACCAUCAGUACACUGUCCCCUAAGAGAACUGGAUCUGAGUAACAAUGACCUUCAGGAUACUGGAGUGAACUUUCUCUGUGUGGGUCUGAAGAAUCCAUACUGUAAACUGGAGAUACUGAGACUUGCUGGUUGUAAAGUCACUGAACAGUCCUGCGAAGCUGUAGCCUCAGUUCUACAAUCAGUAAACUGUACCCUCAGAGAGCUGGACCUGAGUAACAAUGACCUUCAGGAUGCUGGAGUGAAGGUGAUCUGUGUGGGACUGAAAAAUCCACUCUGUAAACUAGAGAUACUGAGGUUGUCUGGCUGUUUAGUGACAGAGGAAGGCUGUUCUUCUCUGGCUUCAGCUUUGAGUUCAAACCCCUCACACCUGAGAGAGCUGGAUCUGAGCUACAAUCACCCAGGAGACUCAGGGGUGAAGCUGCUCUCUGACAGAAAGAAGGAUCCACACUGUCGACUGGACACACUCAAUAUGGAUCAUGGAGCAGAGAUCAGAAUCAAACCAGGAUUAAAAAAAUAUGCCUGUGAUCUCACCCUGGACCCAAACACAGUAAACACAGAACUCUCUCUGUCUGAGGGGAACAGAAAGGUGACACAUGUGGGAGAGAAACAGUCGUAUCCUGAUCAUUCAGAGAGAUUUGAUUACUGGUGUCCUCAGGUCUUGUGUAGAGAGAGUCUGACUGGACACUGUUACUGGGAGAUUGAGUGGAGUGGAGAUUAUGCUGACAUAGCAGUGACAUAUAAAGGAAUCAGGAGGAAAGGACAGAGUGAUGACUGUGGGUUUGGACACAAUGAAAAGUCCUGGAGUCUGUGGUGCGUUGAUAACAGUUAUGCUGCCCGUCACAAUAACCAGAGAACUGUCAUACCUGCCCCUCACACACACACACACAGAGUAGGAGUGUAUCUGGACUGGUCGUCUGGAACUGUGUCCUUCUACAACGUCUCCUCUGACACACACACACUCACACACAUACACACGUUCCACUGCAGAUUCACUGAACCCCUCUAUGCAGGGUUUGGGUUUGGAUUACGGUCUUAUGUUUCUUACGGCUCCUCCGUGUCUCUAUGUAAGAUGAAAUAA
This is a messenger RNA of Chanos chanos (milkfish), 3114 nucleotides long. RefSeq names its product NACHT, LRR and PYD domains-containing protein 3-like. Gene Ontology annotation, molecular function: protein binding. NCBI's taxonomy places the organism in Eukaryota, Metazoa, Chordata, Actinopteri, Gonorynchiformes, Chanidae. The transcript is spliced from 7 exons. Gene Ontology annotation, biological process: regulation of apoptotic process. The record is from RefSeq and is a predicted model, not a curated record. The coding region runs from base 1 to 3114 and encodes 1037 amino acids.